This is a messenger RNA of Mugil cephalus (flathead mullet), 3602 nucleotides long. Its product is annotated as ADP-ribosylation factor-binding protein GGA3-like. Lineage: Eukaryota; Metazoa; Chordata; Actinopteri; Mugiliformes; Mugilidae. Gene Ontology annotation, cellular component: trans-Golgi network. Gene Ontology annotation, biological process: intracellular protein transport; vesicle-mediated transport. Bases 668 to 2524 code for a protein of 618 amino acids. The transcript is spliced from 16 exons. The record is from RefSeq and is a predicted model, not a curated record. Gene Ontology annotation, molecular function: phosphatidylinositol binding; small GTPase binding; ubiquitin binding.
UUAGUUAAGGGGUAGAUUAAGGCGGAAUGAAAAUGAUAAUAUAUAUUUAUAAAUAAGACCAGACAGAGUUUAAUAUAGCACACAUAUAGUAGGUGUUUACUCGCAGUUCAAGGUGAGUAACAAGUUCCACAUUAAAUAUGUACAUAGGAAUAACUAUGGUGAAUGAAGUAUUUAGAUUGAUUAUACAAAUAUCACUCCUUUGCAAAUCAAAUGCGGUAUCGAAACCUGUAUCAAAAGUGAAAGCAAGGCAUCAGGGGAAAUAUUUUUGAGGAGGAGCACCGUUAAUUGAUUAUUCUCAUUACACAUUGACCUGCUUUACAAGUCAACCCACUCAGCCUGUGGAAAAAUAAGGAGUAGGUGAGAAAAGCUAGAGGAGGUCUUUGUCUGUCAUAUUUCUGUGCUUUCAAACUACGGAGGAGAGAAUGGAGCUUAUAUUUCCAGGUUUAGAUGUGAAUAUGUCCUCUUGAGAUUAGAUCGGGCUACUUAUGGGGCCUGAAGUAAAUGAAAGCUACGCGUCCUGCGAGGGGUGUAACGUGGUGACAGCGUCAGGAGUGUGACUGAUGGGGCGUGAGUGUCACAUGUCACCGUCCACACAGUUUGACACCUCCGUCCUCCGCUUCCCUCACAGAGACGCGCAGCAUCGGCAGGAGGACGCGGACGGACGGCAAUGGCGAGCGGUGACAACCCGGCAACUAUCGAGUCAUGGCUCAACCAGGCCACGGACCCAAACAAUAAGGAGGACAGAUGGGACUGCAUUCAGGGCUUCUACCAGCUUGUUAAUCAAGAGUCUGAUGGGCCACAGGUAGCAAUCCGUCUUCUUGCCCAUAAAAUCCAGUCCCCCGGGGAGAGAGAGGCUCUGCAGGCUCUCACUGUUCUCGAAGCGUGCAUGAACAACUGUGGCAAGAGGUUUCACAGCGAGGCCGCCAAGUUUCGCUUUCUCAAUGAGCUCAUCAAAGUCUUGACACCAAAGUACUUCGGCGCAUGGACCCCGCAGAAAGUUAAAGACAGGGUGACCGAGGUCCUCUACGGCUGGACGCUGUGGCUUCAUGAAGAGCCCAAGAUUCGGGAAGCCUACAACAUGCUCAAGAAACAAGGUAUCGUGAAGGAAGAUCCCAAACUGCCAGACACACUUAUCAUGGCUCCUCCUCCACAAAGAAACACAGAGUCUGUUUUUGACCAGGAGGACAAGGCCAUUCUUUUAGCCAGAUUAUUGAAAAGUAACCGCCCCGAAGACCUGGAAGCUGCCAACAGGCUCAUUAAAAGCACCAUGAAAGAGGAGCAGGAGAAAGCUGAGAAAGUGUCGAAGCGCGAGUCAACCCUGAAGGAGGUGGAGAGCAGCGCCAGGGAGCUCAGAGCGCUGCUGGACCAGCAGGCAGUUACUGGAACUUCGUUAGAGCUCAGCGAUGACGUGGAGGCUCUGUACGAGCGCUGCGACCGGCUGAGGCCCAGCCUGUUCCGACUGGCCAGCGACACGAUGGACGAUGACGCUGCUCUGGCCCAGAUCCUGGCGGCUAACGACGAGCUGACGCUUGUAGUGAACGCCUACAAAAACCUGAUUGUACGAGGAGAGUGUAAUGGCAAAAGAUCAAGAAGUAAAAGUGAAGAAGUGACGAGAAAAAAUAGCGCUCCUACGAGUCCCAGGGAGAUUAAGAGCUACCACCUCAUCGAUCUGUCAGCGCUGGACUCUCCGCCGACUCACAGAAAAGCCGAUUCACCUCCUGCCUUUAGAUCCUCUUCACCCGUCUUCUUCUCUGAGACGGAGGACACCUUCCACUCGGACACUGACCACGGUUUAAAUGAAUUGGAGUUGUAUAAUGUCUCAAAACGGACUCAAGAGAAGUCAAAGUCGUACUAUGAGGAGCUGAUGCAGCUUAACGGAGACAUUCAGAUAACGAACACGGAGCAGAACGGAGGGAGAGGACUUGUCCUGAGAGCCCGUGGGAGUGGAGGGAAUUGCGGCACAUCGAACGGGACAAACAUUUGGUCUGUCCCCCACAAUCAGCAGUUCACAGAGUCGGGAUCUCCGUCCAAGUCACAGAAACAACCAAAUGACGUGUCUGGAUCUCCUGGGAAACAGGAGGAGAACUUACUAAAAACCAUCUUUGUUCCAGUGGAAACCAUCAAACCUAGUCAUCUGGAGCCGAUCACGCUGCACGAUCGGGCCGGUGUCCACGUGUCGCUCCAUUUUGCCAGAGACUGCCCCCCCGGUCAUCCAGGAGUCGCUGUGGUCGUCAUGUCUGCAGUGAACACAUCUGCCCUCCAUGUUAAAGACUUCCUGUUUCAAGCCGCUGUUCCUAAGACCAUGUCAGUGAAGCUCCAGCCUGCCUCGGGGACACACCUACCUCCUUACAACCCUCUCCUGCCUCCACCUUCGGUCUCACAGGUCCUGCUGCUGGCCAAUCCUCAGAGGUGUAAGGUCCGCCUGCGCUACAAACUGACUCUGACUCACGGAGACCAGCAGCUGAACGAGACCGGAGGGAUGGACAAUUUCCCCGAGUGGACUUCUUUGGUCGGCGGCCACUAAAAAAACUCUGAAAUCCAGACUAAAAUGUGUGAGGGACUUUUCUGUUUGACCAUGAAAGUCUUUUUCUACAUUUUCUAACCCAGAAGCAAGUAAAAUUUAUACGAAGAACUGUUACUGACCGCAACGUAAUGCGACAGUAGCUGCUCCUCAACACUGCUCCCUCUUUUCAUUUACAGAUAUCCAGAUGUUGCUAUGCCCUCUAAUAGGACCUCAUCCAGGUGUUAAAUACUCUGUCGUCGUGUCGUGUCGUUUGUGCUGCCUCUUGAGAUCAUCCAGUCUGUUCACUGUAUCUGUGUGUGUGUGUGUGUGUGAGUGUGUGUGUGAUCUGGUUACACGUCUGUAACAUGUUUAUUUAUUUUGUGCAUUUGUGCCGUCAGAUCUCCCAACGUGCCUCUACUUGGAUCAGGUUUUGAUUUUAACGUGUAUUUAUUGUUCAAAUGAGGUUUCCUUAAGGAGCGAAAGGUGUUGAUGAAAAUCGUCGUGUUAUGUAAUGAAUCUAGCGUUUUUUGACUUUAGUCUGUUUCAAUUAAAGUGCUCAUUUAAGCCAUGCAGCUUAAAUAACAAACGAAGGAAGGAAGAACUGCCACAGAAAGAUGAAAAAAUUUAAACCUGCAAACAGAUGAUGCAAAAACAAUCAUGAAAAUAUCGUUCAUUUCUGUCCUCAUUGUUUUGUAUUUGUUUAGUAGCAGCAUUUUUUUAAUCUCCCUUAACGUCUUUGUUUUUUGUGACUGCAGUAGAUUUCUUCGUCCCAUUUGUUUCUUGAUUUGCUCUGUUUUGUUAAAUCGCACCUUCUUUGUUUUAUGCUGCCUUGGCGAGGAUAUUUUCUCCACUUGCAAGUCGCACUGUGCAUCAGCUGCCAAAAUGUAAUGUUUUUGUUGACCAUGUAGGAGUUUCCUGAGCAGCCGUCUUACACUGUGAAGCUUUAAGUUGCCUUUUUAGAGCAAAAAAGGAUAAUAACGAAUUCAGUCUCAGCUUUAACUCUCAGAUUGUACAAGAUCAAAACAGGAAACGCUUUCCUGUCUGGUCUCUGUCAUGUGUCAGUAUUCACUUUAUUAAUAAAUACAAAUUCAUUCUGUGA